AUGAAUUUAAGCCACAAUUGCUUUGACGAAAACUUGUCGUGGUCUUUGGGAAAUCUUUCAUAUUUGACGAAUUUAGAUCUUCAUCAGAAUCAGUUGACCGGUGAGAUUCCUUCAGACCUUGGGAAUCUAAUGCAACUCGAGUAUUUUGAUGUUUCGGAUAAUCAUUCAUCUGGAAAGAUUCCAGAGAAGUUAUGCAGCCUAGUUAAUUUGAAUUACCUAGAUUUGUCGCAAAACAGAUUGGAAGGGCCUACUCCAAGAACCGGUAUUUGCCAAAACCUUUCAAGGGUUCAAUUUAUGGGAAACAUAAACCUUUGUGGCCAGAUGUUGGAUGGAUUAACAAGAAGCAUGCCGACUCAGCUUGGAGAUUUGAAAAAGCUUAAUGCUCUUGCUCUAAACUUUGGUGCAUCCAGGAAAGUCGUGGAAUUGGCUACCAUAAAUGGAGCAAAGUCUAUGAAGGGCACCCCACACUGGAUGUCACUUGAAGUUAUUUUACAGACAGGAUAUACCACCUCUGCUGAUAUAUGGAGUGUUGCAUGCACUGUGAUAGAGAUGGCCACGGGAAAGCCUCCAUGGAGUCAAUAG
Messenger RNA from Lathyrus oleraceus (garden pea), 582 nucleotides. Its product is annotated as leucine-rich repeat receptor protein kinase EMS1-like. Lineage: Eukaryota; Viridiplantae; Streptophyta; Magnoliopsida; Fabales; Fabaceae. Gene Ontology annotation, biological process: protein phosphorylation. The transcript has 3 exons. The record is from RefSeq and is a predicted model, not a curated record. The coding region runs from base 1 to 582 and encodes 193 amino acids. Gene Ontology annotation, molecular function: protein kinase activity; protein binding; ATP binding.